GCCUGCCUUCCGUUGCGCACACACUCAGUCCGCGAGAUUCUCAGUUCGCGUGCGCCAAAGAUAAGCAAAAGAAAGCAAGAAAGAUAUAAAGAAACAAGAUACUUACACCUUGAAACACACACAUAUUGCUCGAGUUACCAAAGCUAAAGAUGCAUCUAGCUUUAUAAGUGCCAAGUGUUGAAAAGUGACCAGAUACAAUACCCCAAUACCUUUCCAAGGUAUUCCCUAGUUAAAGCCCCAUUAAGAACAACAUCAUACCCUUCAAAAUGCUGGUUGGAUCUCAUCCGUAUUUGUGCAACGGGGUGCCCGCCGCCCCCGCAGCACCAAAUGCCAGUGGACAGACAACAACAACGGCUAGCAAAAGUGCCGCCGGCUCAGCGACGGACUUCUCCAUCGCCGCCAUCAUGGCUCGCGAAGAUGCCUCCAGUCGGGAGUCCUCAAUUCGCAGUGCAAGUCCCAUUUCGGUGGAGGAUGAGGUUGACGUUGAUGUGGUCGACUGCAGCGAUGCCGAGGAGCCACCAACUAAGGCGCGUCGUUUGAACCACCAUCAGCACCACCAGCAUCACCAGCACCACAACAAUAACAACAAUAACAACAACAACAACAACAAUGUGGCACACAAGAGUCGCCACAGCGGUGGCGCCGUGGCACAAACAGCUUCCGCCGAAUCCCAAUUGAACACCAGCUCGACGAGCAGCCAAGGACGCUGCUCCACACCGCCCCAAUCCCCGGGAACGGAGGACAGCGAGGAGCGUUUAACACCGGAACCGGUGCAGAAGGCACCCAAAAUUGUUGGCUCCUGCAAUUGCGACGAUCUGAAGCCGGUGCAGUGCCACCUGGAGACCAAAGAGCUGUGGGAUCGCUUUCACGAUCUUGGCACCGAGAUGAUCAUCACCAAAACGGGCAGACGCAUGUUCCCCACUGUGCGCGUCAGUUUCUCGGGUCCGCUGAGGCAAAUCCAGCCCGCCGAUCGCUACGCCGUCCUCAUGGACAUCAUCCCCAUGGACUCGAAGCGGUAUCGGUACGCCUACCAUCGCUCCGCCUGGCUGGUGGCCGGCAAGGCCGACCCCGCCCCCCCAGCACGCCUCUACGCCCAUCCCGACAGUCCCUUCAGCUGCGAGGCGCUCCGCAAACAAGUUAUCUCCUUCGAGAAGGUGAAGCUGACUAAUAACGAAAUGGAUAAGAACGGACAGAUCGUUUUGAACUCGAUGCAUCGGUACCAGCCCAGAAUCCACUUGGUUCGCUUGAGCCAUGGCCAGAGCAUUCCGUCUAAUCCCAAGGAACUGCAGGACUUGGAUCACAAGACCUAUGUGUUCCCGGAAACGGUAUUCACCGCGGUGACGGCCUAUCAGAAUCAGCUGAUCACCAAGCUGAAGAUCGAUUCGAAUCCGUUCGCCAAGGGCUUCCGCGACUCCUCCCGCCUCACCGACUUCGAUCGCGAUCCGAUGGAGGCGCUGCUCCUGGAGCAGCAGCUCCGCUCGCCACUGCGCCUCUUUCCCGAUCCGCUGAUGCAACAGUUUGCCGCCCAGGGAGAUCCCUCCUCGAUGGCGCUGUUCGAGAAGGCACGCCAGCAUCUGCAAAUGUUUGGCGGCAACUCCCCCUACGCGCAGCUGAUGAUGCCGCAAAUGUAUCAAGCGGCAGCAGCGGCAGCUGGACCACCUCCGCCACCCCCUGGCCUGGGCGCCUUCCACAUGUUCCAGCAGCAGUGGCCCCAACUUACCGCCGGCUUUUUGGCCAGCGCCAAUCAGCAAGCUGCCGCCGCUCAAGCCGCCGCUCAGGCUCAAGCGCAGGCGCAGGCGGCCGCCGCAGCAAUGGCCGCCAACCGGACGCCCCCACCCCCGCCCACUGCAUCCACGCCAUCGUCGACGUCGUCGGGAUCGCCGUCGCCCGAUAUGCGACCGCGCCAGUAUCAGCGGUUCAGUCCGUACCAACUGCCAGGUGGUCAGGGGCCGCCCUCCUCCGCCGCCGGCUCGCCGCCCGCGGUAAACGUCUCCCGCAGCCCCACCCACUAAGUUCACAGCCCAUGCCACCAAGUUCUUGCCACGAGCAGUAUUAAAAAGUGAAAGCACUGGGGUUAAAGGUCGUCUUAAAUGCAAAAAAGUUCCUGGAAUACGCAGCAAAUACUUAAAAAAAAAA
Drosophila mauritiana is the source of this 2136-nucleotide messenger RNA. It is a transcript of the gene mid, whose product is annotated as T-box protein H15. The coding region runs from base 267 to 2012 and encodes 581 amino acids. The record is from RefSeq and is a predicted model, not a curated record. Gene Ontology annotation, molecular function: RNA polymerase II cis-regulatory region sequence-specific DNA binding; DNA-binding transcription factor activity, RNA polymerase II-specific. NCBI's taxonomy places the organism in Eukaryota, Metazoa, Arthropoda, Insecta, Diptera, Drosophilidae. Gene Ontology annotation, cellular component: nucleus. Gene Ontology annotation, biological process: cell fate specification; heart development; regulation of transcription by RNA polymerase II. The transcript has 4 exons.